GAGAGAUUGAGAGAGAGAGAGAGAGAUCAACCUUAGUUUGUUUUUCACAGGUAUUGCUCCAUGUCAACAUCACCCACUCUCCCUCUCACAUCACAGCAAGGAUGGAACUGGAAGGAGGAUUAAAUUGGAUUGGAGGGAGCAUAGAUAGCUGAUAGCUGAUCGUAGAGAAUCUUGACCACCACCCUCAACUCAACUCUCAACUCUCACCUCUCUUUCUCCUCCUCCUCUUCUUCUUCUUCUUCUUCUUCUUCUUCACCUCUCCUCCUCCUCCUCUUUAUGUUUUCUUCCUUUGUCCUCUGUCGUCUCCGAUGAUGAUCAUCAUACAUGAUUAAUACUGCACCUGUACCUCUGGAAUCUGUCGUAUGUUCAAUCAUCAAUCAGCCAUGCUCUGGGAUCCCUCCUCUUCAUCCAAUCAUACCACUCCAACUCAUCCUCUUCAUCGUCAUCGCCAUAGCCACACCUUCGCCGCCGCCAUCCACCCCGCAGCAACAACAGUCAUACUCAUCCUAUUAAUAUUCCUCUCCCCUUCCCGCUUCGUCCUCACCUCCAAUGCCGCCUGCGACCCCCUGGAUCUCGAUUCUCUCUCCGCCUUCAACCUCUCCAUCUCUGCCACCCCUCCCCUGGACUGGUCCCCUUCCCGGGACUGCUGCGCCUGGGAAGGCAUCGCCUGCGAUGCCCUCUCCGGCAGGGUCACCAAUCUCUGGCUGCCCUCCAGGGGCCUCGCCGGAUCCCUACCCCCUUCCCUCCUCAACCUCACCGCCCUCUCCCAGUUCAGCCUCUCCCACAACUGGCUCUCCGGCCCUCUCCCCCCGGGAUUCCUCGCCGCCCUCCCCCACCUCCGGGUGGUCGACCUCAGCCGCAAUCGCCUCUCCGGAGGCCUAUCCCCCUCCAACGCCCUGCCCGCCGCGAUUCGGGUCUUCAACGUCUCCAACAACCGCUUUCAGGGGGCCAUCGAUUCUUCCUUCUUCCAGCCCAACUCGGAAUUGGAAACCUUCGAUGUCGGCAACAACAGCUUCUCCGGCCAAAUCCCUCCAUCCAUAUGCAGGCUGUCGCCCGGACUCCAGAGGCUCGAUUUCUCCAACAAUCAACUCUCCGGCCCCAUUCCUCCUCAAGGCUUCGCCGAGUGCCGCCGUCUGCUCAGCCUCAGGGCCGGUUUCAGCAAUCUCUCGGGGGAGAUCCCACGGGAAAUCUACGGGUUGCAGACCCUGGAGGAACUCUACUUGCCGGGCAAUCAGCUCACAGGGGCGAUCGACGAAGAGGGGAUCGUCAACCUCGUCAACCUGCGAAGCUUGUCGCUGUACGGCAACGAGCUGGCGGGGGCCAUUCCUCCCGGCAUCGGGAAGCUGUCCAAAUUGGAGCAGCUGCAGCUCCACAUAAACAAGCUCACCGGCACCAUCCCGCCCUCUCUGGCCAACUGCACCAGGCUCACCACCCUCAACCUGAGGGUCAACUCCCUCCAAGGUCAGCUCUCGGACUUUGAUUUCUCCAGCUUGGUCCAACUUAGGACGCUCGAUCUGGGCAACAAUCUGUUCUGGGGUGGCCUGCCCCUAACCCUGUUCUCCUGCAAAACCCUCACCGCGCUCCGCCUCGCCACCAACAACCUGAGCGGAGAGAUUCCGCCGGCCAUAGCCAACUUAACAUCCCUCUCCUUCCUCUCCAUUUCUAACAACAGCCUGACCAACAUGGCUGGCGCAUUGAGAAUCCUGGGGGGGUGCAAGAACCUCAGCACCUUGAUCCUUUCCAAGAAUUUCUACGACGAGGCGCUGCCUGGGGACGAAGAACUCGGGGAUUGGGUCGGCAGCGGCAACGGCAACGGCAACGACACGUUUCAAAAUAUCCAAGUGCUGGCUCUCGGUGGGUGCGGAUUCACGGGACAAAUUCCAGCGUGGCUGUCGAAGCUGGGGAGGCUGGAGAUUGUGGACCUCUCGUACAACAACCUCACAGGCUCCGUCCCGGGCUGGUUCGGGAAACUUCCCAAUCUCUUCUACCUGGACGUGUCCCACAACCUGCUCACAGGAUACUUCCCCAUGGACCUCAUCCAGCUGCCCAGGCUGGCCACCCACCCAAACUCUGACCUCGUCGACAGCACCUCCAGCAAUCUGGAGCUGCCUGUUUUCGUCAAGCCCAACAAUGCCUCCAACCUGCAAUACAACCAGCUCUCAGGCCUGCCGCCGGCUCUCUACUUGGCCAACAACAGCAUCCGCGGCACCAUUCCCGUUGAGAUCGGUCGGUUGAAGUUCAUUAUCGCCCUCGACCUCAGCAACAACAAUUUCUCCGGCACAAUCCCGGACACCCUCUCCAACCUCACCAACCUGGAGAAGCUCGACCUCUCCGGAAACAGCCUCUCCGGCGCCAUUCCCGCCUCCCUCCGAAACCUCCAUUUUCUGUCGUCUUUCAGCGUGGCAUACAACGACCUUGAAGGCCCAAUACCCACAGGAGGUCAGUUCGACACGUUCACCAAUUCAAGCUUCGAUGGAAAUCCCAAGCUGUGCGGCCGAAUCCUGCAGCGUCCUUGCAGUAGCCAAUCCGCAGCCGGGCAUUCGGAAAACCGAGCAGGGAAUUAUCGGAAGAAGACCAUUGUGCUGACCCUGGUGAUCUGUUCGGGCAUAUUCACCUUGGCCCUGCUCCUCUACUGCGUGUUUUCUAAGAGGAGAAUCCUGCCGAGAGGCGAUAUUGAAGGAAAGGAUAUGGACACAAUGUCGUUCAACUCUUCUGGGGUGUAUCCUGAGGACGACGCCAAGGAUGCGAGUAUGGUGGUGCUGUUUCCUAGCAACAGUAAGAGUAAAAUAGAGGAUCUCACCAUGGUUGAUAUACUGAGGGCCACAGACAACUUCAACCAGUCUAAUAUAAUUGGGUGUGGGGGCUUUGGUCUGGUGUACCGGGCAACCCUGGUGGACGGCACCAAGCUUGCAAUCAAGAAACUCUCCGGAGACAUGGGGUUGAUGGAGAGGGAGUUCAAGGCCGAAGUGGAAGCCCUGUCGACAGCCCAGCACAAGAACCUGGUUACGCUCAGAGGCUACUGCGUGCACGACGGCUGCAGGUUGCUGAUAUACUCUUACAUGGAAAACGGGAGCUUAGACUACUGGUUGCAUGAGAAACUGGACGGGGCUUCCCAACUCACUUGGCCGAUUCGUCUGAAGAUUGCUCGAGGGGUGAGCUGCGGGGUGGCCUACAUGCACCAAAUCUGUGAACCCCAUAUCGUGCACCGUGACCUCAAGUCCAGCAACAUCCUUCUUGACCGUAACUUCGAGUCGCAUGUGGCAGACUUUGGCCUAGCGAGAUUAAUUCUUCCCUAUCACACCCAUGUCACCACCGAAUUGGUGGGCACCCUGGGCUACAUUCCACCUGAGUACAGUCAAUCAUGGAUAGCCACCUUACGCGGCGACAUCUACAGUUUUGGUGUUGUUAUGCUGGAACUGUUGACCGGCAAGAGGCCUGUCGAGUUGUUCAAGCCCAAAGUGUCGAGAGAGUUGGUGGUGUGGGUGCAGCAGAUGAGGAACGAGGGGAAACAGGAGGAGAUCUUUGAUCCUCUCCUCAGAGGGAAGGGGUUCGAGGAAGAGAUGAUUCAAGUGCUCGACGUGGCCUCCCUGUGUGUGAGCCAGAAUCCCUUGAAGAGGCCGACUAUACAAGAGGUGGUUGAUUGGCUCAAGGACGUCGGGGGAGGAUCCAACAGGCAGUCGACAGAAUGAAGGAGGGAGGGAGGGGCUUGUGAUUGAUUGGUUGAUUGAUUGAUUGAUUGAUUGAUUGCACAUAACACAUGAAUAAACACAACUCUGAAAUUGGUGCUGAUAGAUAGAUAGAUAGAUAGUAACUGAGUGAAUGUAAAUCCCACAACCACCAUACUUAGCUAGCUUCUUUGUCGACAUUUUUUGUGAACUGAGUGAGUCGUUUCAGCUGUACAAAGAUGAGUUUUUGCAUCGAAAAUAAGUUCUGGAGUGGAAUUAUAGAAAACUUGUACAGAACAGAUGUUUAUUGUGGAACGAACUAACUGGUACCACCAACCAAUUUCUGGUGUGAA
Messenger RNA from Andrographis paniculata, 4018 nucleotides. RefSeq names its product tyrosine-sulfated glycopeptide receptor 1-like. Bases 363 to 3689 code for a protein of 1108 amino acids. The transcript has a single exon. The record is from RefSeq and is a predicted model, not a curated record. Gene Ontology annotation, molecular function: ATP binding; protein kinase activity; protein binding. NCBI's taxonomy places the organism in Eukaryota, Viridiplantae, Streptophyta, Magnoliopsida, Lamiales, Acanthaceae. Gene Ontology annotation, biological process: protein phosphorylation.